Aplysia californica (California sea hare) is the source of this 3737-nucleotide messenger RNA. RefSeq lists its product as uncharacterized. Bases 251 to 1591 code for a protein of 446 amino acids. The transcript is spliced from 2 exons. NCBI's taxonomy places the organism in Eukaryota, Metazoa, Mollusca, Gastropoda, Aplysiida, Aplysiidae. The record is from RefSeq and is a predicted model, not a curated record.
UCACCCACAGAAUUCUACACUUAAUCUGUGGUGUCACCUCUCUUUUACUGUAAACCCUCUCUGAUUCGUCAGGCUCAGAGUCAGAGAGGUUUGCAAAGAGUUGGCCAAGAGAAAAGCGGGCGAGCUGACUGGCUGCGUCUGCGCGACCCACAGCCACAACUCGUCGGUGUUGUCGGCGACGAACUCGCUCAGCCUGGUUGGGUCCGAGGGAGGUCGGGCCAGAUCUAUAUAUAAGAGGGUCGGCCGUGUCAUGCAAACUUUCCACCUUCCAGCCAACGAGCUAUUCGUACUGCGAUGCAGAAUUUGUGCAUUAAAUAUUUCCGUCAAAGUCCAAGGACGGAUUGUUCUCCAACAGGCCCAUGAAGUACAGCGGAGUGCAACAAAACGCCAGGUAAGAUCCUUUCUGUGUGUAGUGGCUACCAUAACUUGUCUCCAAGAUUGGAAAGAUCUCCUGUUGUACUGGUGGUGUACGUGGGAAGCAUUGACCUGCAGUGUCCGUGUGUACUUGAGAAGCUCAAAGUCCAGAACGAUUCUCCUUCGCUUGGUGGACACACUACAAAGUUCUUUGAGUUGCAACCCUGGUCUGCUGUGGUGGGGUGAAUAUUCUCACAGAGUUCAAACUACAGCAUCUCACAGUUUCGUUGCUGGUAAGCGUCAAAUGGCUUCGUCCUCUAGUGGGAGCACCACUCUAUCAUAUCACAAGGCUGACAGGUUUUUUGAAACAUGGAAUGCUCCACAAACGUCAGGAUUUUCAUACAGAGUGUUAGCUAUGGCAGAAGAGACUUCUUUGAGUGAGAUACAAAUCCAGUUUAUUGCAGACUUUUAUGAACACAGAACUGGCAAGGAGAUUUCAGCAAGUGCUUUGAUAGAUGAAUGUGAUAAAUAUACAGACGGGCAACUGGCUUUUCCAGAGCGCCUAGCAGAAGUGUCAGGUGGAAAUUUUUCAGCUUCAGGAGGAGGUGGUGGGCAUCAUUCAAAUGCACACAACAAUCCUGUGGCUGGUGCCACUGAAAAUAAUGAUAGUGGGAACUUUAAUGAUGAAGAUAGUGUAGACGGCUCAGUCAGUGGGGGUCAGGAUGUUGUGGAUAGGUUUGACAUUCCAGAUGGUGCAAAUACAAGUUGUUUGGGUCGCUCCGGCAAUUCUAGAACUCGCAAACAACAUAAACCUGUCCAUAAGUCAAAUAUGUCAUCAUCGCACAGGACUACCACUCUUCCUGUGCCCGACACAACUGGUCAGGUAGACAGUGGAUUGGGCUAUGACACGCCUAGUGAUAUUGAAACGGAUAGUGAAGUGGAAUAUCGUGGUUCGGAGAGUAAUCAGGUACCUAAUGGCGAGAAUGCAAGGACCGGUCAGAUGCAGCCGGAACAGAAAGAACGGUGGCUUUUGCAAAAUGUUCUUUUGGCUCUUCAAAGGGAGCAUGAGAUUCUGGAUAUGUCUAGGAAAUGUAACGAGUGCAAAACAAGACCCAGAGACAUUACUUUUCUCCCAUGUGGACAUUUUAUUAUGUGCAAGGUGUGCUCAGAGCCAGUUUUUGAAUGUCCUACAUGUAACCUUGACAUAUUAGCAACAGCGCAGACGUUUCUGUCUUAACUCACUCACUGCCAUGCCCGAACCCUGUCGAGUGAUCCGCGUAGACCGCUGCCUGCUGAACCCGAAACCCAUCGGGUGCGUUUUUAAAACAUUACUUUUUUUCAAACAUUCCCGACAUGUUUCGGGCUUGGCAGUCGGAAGUAGGCGACAUAAGCCAGUUUAGUUUCGAUUCCGUAUUGUUGUUGCAGUAGCUUCCCUUGAAUAAGUUACUUAAAAAUCGAGCUUUUUCGAACCCACCCGAAACGAACUAAAAACAACUACGCUCAGUUACGAUGGUGACGGCAUCUCAACGAGGUCGGAACAAUUGAAUUGAUCGGCCCAUUCGUGGCGUCGGUGGCCUAGUGGUCAGGCUCUUGGACUCGCAACCAUAAGGUCGUGGGUUCGAAUCCCCGCAGGGGCCCGAAGUUUUUUUUCUCGAUUUUGCCACAUAUUCACAAACUCAUAAAAUUUCACCCGGUAAAGGUAUCACCAAAAAUUAUUUUUUUUUUGUUGAGUAUGUUUCAAUGUCAUUGUUUGUGGAAAAGUUCAAUGCUGUACACAAAAUAAUAAGUUCACAGUAAGGUUUUGAAAAUGGUCCCAAAAGCCUGGCAUUCCUCGGUUACCCUGCAGUGAGUGAGUUAAGCUGUAGGUUUUCUCUCCAGAUAUUUACUUCUUGACAGUAAACUAUCCUGUCCCACUGAUGUGCCGCUAAUUGCACCAGAUACCACACCGCUGAUUUGUUGCUCAUUUUUACGUAGCAUUUUCUUGCGUGAAACCAAAUCCGGGGCUAAAAACACAAAAUGGAAAAUAUGAAGGUUCUAGCAUGCUUUCAGGCUGUCAACAUUGAGACGUUGGUCAGUUCCUUGUAGUGGUAUCGAUGUUAGGGCCAAAACUCAGUAUAGCUUGUUUGCUUACAUCACUUAGGGGGAUGUUAUUCUUUGCCUUGGAUGCACAGAAACUUGGGGGGGGGCAUCGUGAGGAUUUUUCCAGCUCAUUUGAUCGGUGGAGAAAGUUUUUGAGCAUUACUUGUAAACUUCAAGGCAUAUCUUUCUGGACAAAUUUAUUUUAAAAAUCGAUUCUUAUUUUGUUGUGUGGAAAUAACAUAGAAUCAGCCUCUGCAUUGUUGUAAAGACCGAUAAAUUCUUUUUCAGUUUCAAGUUUCAGUUAGUUUUGCAAAUUGGGAUGAAACUCCCCUCACCCCUUCCUCUAAUUCUGUAAAAGAAGUACAAUAUUGCUCGCGGAGUCGUACAAAUUUUGCAUCCACUGGGGAAACAUUUGGAAGAAAAAGCGAUACAGUUGAUUCAUAUAUAUGAUGCCUGAGUAUAACUCAAAAGUGCUGAUUUUCCCCUAUUGAAUAUAUUCUGCUGAAAUUUUCUGGAUUUUGCUUGACAUCAGGCCGAUUGUGGUGAUGUAUUAAAAAAAGAGUGUAUGGUAAUUCUGAACAAGAUGUACAAUAUAAUCAGUAAAUUUUGAGUCUCUGUGCGCGCGUUUCCACAGGAUCCAAAACUUUCAGGAUUCUUUCAUAGCCACCUCUUAUAAAAUAUAGGAACGACGUGACUGUUCGGACUCGAGACCGAAUAGACAAAAAUUAUAUUAGAACUGUGAAUUGAGUCCAGCAUGAGGUCCGUUCCAACUUCCGACCCUUGUUCUUCUCCAAAAGUGGAAUAGUACACACAUGCACAUUUAUAAACUGAAUACACAUGUGUGGUCUUUUCUGUAGUGUUUCUUUUUCUGCAUUUUGUUUUUUUUCCCAAUUUCCAGGUCAUAUUAUAAUGAUUACUGAAAAUAAAACAUGAUGCAUUCAUGUGUUGACUGUUGGAGAGAUUAUAUAUGAGAAGAAAAUAGAGGAGAAGAAGAAGAGGAAAGAGAGAAAAGUUGAGGGUAGUGAAGGCAGAAGAAGGAGGAAUUAAGAAAAACUGAAGAGGCAAAAAGCAGGUUGCAAGGAGGAGGAGGGGGAAUGGGAAGAAGAGAACACGAAAGAGAAAAAAGGAAGAGAUUUGGCUGAUGAGGAGAAGGAGGAAGAAAAAAAAGAACGGGUGGAGUAGAAAAAGAAAAAUUGCUUUGGUGAAGAGUCAAAAAAUGAAGAAGAUGGCGGAAAAGAGGAAGCGAUGAUGGAGAAGAAUGAAGGUAUUUGUCAGGAGGAAGCUAUUUUGGCUGAGGAGGAGGA